Messenger RNA from Calypte anna (Anna's hummingbird), 5396 nucleotides. RefSeq names its product TBC1 domain family member 24 (gene TBC1D24). The coding region runs from base 177 to 1859 and encodes 560 amino acids. The record is from RefSeq and is a predicted model, not a curated record. The transcript is spliced from 8 exons. NCBI's taxonomy places the organism in Eukaryota, Metazoa, Chordata, Aves, Apodiformes, Trochilidae.
CAUGCGCGCAGCCCCGGCAGCUGCUGCUGCCCCCCCCACACCCACACCCCCCCCACGCCUCAUCCCCAUCCGGAGGGCCCCGGCACCCGCGGCGGCGGCGGAAAAGGUGCAGGUCACUUAAUGACCAAAUAAGGUCUCCUUUCUCAUGGUUUUUCUGCUAUGGUUCUCCUGGAGCCAUGGAUGAAUACAACCACUUUGUGGAUUGGGACAAAAUGGAUGUUACUGCCCAGAGCCAGGACACAAAGGACCUGACCUCCGCUGAGCUCCAGGAGCUCAAGCCGCUGGCCCGGAAGGGCUACUGGGCCAAGAACCACUCUCUGAGAGCCAAAAUGUACCACAAACUGAUCAGCAGCAUCCCGUGCCGCACAGUCACCCCCGACGCAAACGUGUACAGGGACAUCUCUGUGACCAUCGUUGGCAAACGCAACAGCCUUACCCUUCCCCUCCCGGAGUUUGUAGACAACAACCUCAUCCCCACCUACUGCCUGAACUCAGAAGGCAUCGGGGCAGUCCGGAAGAUUAUCUUUUGCAUUGCAAACCAGUUCCCAGACAUAUCCUACUGCCCGGCACUGCCUUCUUUCGUUGCUUUGCUGCUCCACUACACCAAAGAUGAGGCCGAGUGCUUCGAGCAGGUCUGUCGCAUCCUGGCCUGCAACGACCCCUCGAAGCGGCUCAUCGACCAGACCUACAUCGCUUUUGAGUCCUCCUGCAUGACCUUUGGGGACCUGGUGAACAAAUACUGCAAGGCAGCACACAAGCUGAUCGUGGCCAUGUCGGAGGACGUGCUGGAGGUGUACUCUGACUGGCAGAGGUGGCUCUUUGGGGAGCUGCCCAUGGUGUACAUUGCUCGGAUCUUCGACGUGUUUCUGGUGGAAGGCUACAAAGUUCUCUUCCGGGUGGCACUUGCCCUUCUGAAAUUUUUUCGCAAAGGCCGAGCUGCUCAGCCCGUGGAGUCUCAGAGCAUCCAGCAGGAAAUCCGAGCUUUUGUCAGGGACAUCGCCAAGUCGGUGCCUCCAGAGAAGCUCCUGGAAAAGGCCUUUGCCAUCCGCCUGUUCUCCCGGAAGGAGAUCCAGCUCCUGCAGAUGGCCAACGAGAAGGUUUUGAAGGAGAAGGGCAUCACAGUCAAACAGAAAAGUCUUGCAUCUCCCAAAAGACCGAGUGUGAACUUAGCAGUCCAUGCUCAGAACUUCAAGUCUGAAAUUGUCAGUGUGACAGAGAUGAGGGACAUCUGGUCGUGGAUCCCCGAGCGGUUUGCUCUUUGCCAGCCCGUCCUGCUCUUCACCACCUUGGAACAUGGCUUUAGUCUGAACAGGUUCUAUGCUCACAGUGAUGGACAUGAACCAACUCUUCUCCUCAUCAAGACCACAGCAAAAGAGGUCUGUGGUGCUUACCUGUCAACUGACUGGAGCAAGCGCAACCAUCAGAAGCAGCUGAGUUUCUUUGGAACUGGGGAGUGCUUUGUAUUUCGGCUGCAGCCAGAAGUGGAACGCUACGAGUGGGUCAUCAUAAAAAACCCAACACUGGCAGCAGCUGAUUCAGAGCCAGAAAAUCAUUCCUCCCCAGCUACCAGCACCCACCUCUCCAGGAGUGCCCUGCCAGACCGCUCAGAUCAGCUUUCUCCUUUCUUAUCAGCCCGGCACUUCAACUUGCCUUCCACAACAGCCUCCAUGUUCAUGGCUGGCAGCCACGAAUGCAUCAUUAUAGGAGGAGGUGAUGGGCAGGCUCUUUACCUCGAUGCAGAUCUGAACUACGGCAGAACCAGCCACUGCGACACUUUCAAUAAUCAGCCACUGUGCUCUGAAAGCUUCCAGAUCUCUGUCUUGGAGGUGUGGGGCUUUGGGGAUGCCAUGAUUGCUUGAUGUGACUAUCAGUAACAAAUCCUGAGGUUCCCAAGGCAAAUUCUAAAGCAGGAGCCAAGUUAGAAUGUCAUUUCUGCUGGGCUCAGUGUUUUUAGUGAUUACUAAGUGGUGCACUUGAGAGAAGAGCUUAGAUGUUUACUCUUAUUUUAUUUAAGACAGGUCAAGGUGAAGUAAUGUAUCUGGUUAACUCCUCGGCUCUUUACCUCUAGAGAUCUGGAUUCCUGUUCUUUUUUUAGGUAAAACUGAAAGGGUUUCAAACCAUCCUGAAUAGAUACAGGUCCAUCUGGCAGGAUAGGUUUGCAGCUUGGUGCAGUUCCUCAGAAGCACGGAGCUGGCUGAGGUGCACUGUAGAUCUGUGUGCUGCUGGCACCACCAGCUGUCAUGAGCCAGUAGGAUCAAAUGUCUGCUCCCAGGGAACACUGAUGACCUCAGACUGGAUGUAGAACAGUAGCUCAUAAAACCAUUGCCCUACUAUCAGCAGACAUUGUGCUGACCACUGUGUAAGUGGUGACAGCCCUAGAUUCAUGCCAGAGUCAUGAUAGCUUCUUAACCUCCUCCUUCUACCUGAACCUUGACACAUUCCAGUUGCAUCUCUUUGAGGAGGCUGCCUCUGAGGAAGGCAUCCAGACUGGACAAUGAUAUCUCAAAGGCUUGAUUUUGUUUACAUUCCUGUUCCAUAUCAGUAUAAUGACUCCAAAGUGACUCAUCUUUCAGGCAGCUGAAAGCCAGAGCAUAUAUGCAGUACUCAGAAACUUCCCUUUCUUUAUCUUUCCUGGAAGCAGAAAUGAAGCUUUAAAUCUGAGAAUAGCCAUGCUGAUAUCCCUACAUAUUUGAGGAGUUCUGAUACCAGAAGCUUAGUGCUUUUCCCACUAGUAAAUUGAAAGGGAGGUGGGAGGGAAAUCUGUGAAAUAUUAUUCUGGGAGGGGACAAAUUUCCCAGGAGAGCUCUAGAUGACACUAUUUCUCCAUAUCAAGAGCUGGAUAGUCCAGAGCAUAUAACAGGAUACUCUCAAAGCCUUGGUAGGUAGUUGGCUGGUAAGAUUUGCCACAACAGUGAAGGCAAAGAGGAGCUGCUGAUUUUUUUUUUUUCAGCAGUUCAAAUUUUAAAAUUUCUUUAGAGUGGUGGAGAUGUUUCUGCUACUUACAUUUGAAGUUGAUUAGUAGGCAAAGUUAAAAAUUUAUAGUGAUGGAAUCUCAGCUAGGGCUUGGUUAGCUUUUCAUCAAUGAAAAACCAUAUAUAUCAACAACAGCCAGCUGUCCUUUCACAACUUAACCAUAGGCUUGAUUGAACUCAAGAGGGAGGCAUAAUUGAGUUAUUUUUAUGUAUUUUGAUAGGGAAGAGCAUUCAUAUCUGUCUUUUUUCAAAUUCUAGCUGAUGCUGCCUUCUGUAGUUUUUGUUCAAAGCAAGCUCUAGCACUUUGCACUUGCUAGUAGCCUACAAGCUCUCUCAGACAAAAUAAUCACUCAGAAAAUGUAUCCCAUUUAGAAGGUUCUCCUAAAUGUAAGUGGGAUUUCAGUUCUGUCCAUAUCUGCUCUCUUUUGAGCUUGCCUGAUGUGCCCUUGAACAAGAAACAAGCAACAAAAACACAGUAGCAUAAAUUUCAGCUUGUUAGGUUGUCAGAAAUUCCCUCGAGCUGUGUUUUGGCAGGGUUUGUGGGACUGUAGUGUAACACUCAAAGUGAAGAGGUUUGAUCUACAGAACCUCUCCUGCAGUUGGCAGUGGGGAUGGGAAUUUCUCACUCCCCAUGGCUGCUGGAUGCAGUUUGGAGGACUGCACCCUGUGCUAAGCCAUAUCCAGGACAUGCUUUCCCUGCUCUCUUUUUAGUGCAUUGGGAUUUGGGUGUUUGAAAUCAGAAACAAACUCCUAGCUACCAAAAAAAAAAAAUAAAAAGAGUUCUUUUAACUUCUCCAGGUGGCCAACCAGCCUUUCCCAUGGGACUGCAGGUACACCUUCAGUCCUGGAGUGGCUGGCAGGGUGCUCUGUGUCCCUGCACUUGCAGCCUGGGUGGGUGUGCUUGGAGCACAGGUUACACCCCAAGAAAUUGGAGCUGUGACCUCUGUGAGUGUGCAAAUGGCAGCAGGGUUGCCAGGUGAGUCUCCUCCUGCUGGCUCUUCCUCUUCAUAUCAGUUUUGAGGCAAGGGUCACACUAGCAAGGGGUGGUUUCAGUCUGAUCCCUGCUGCAGGGCUGGCAUGUUGGGAUACAUUUGAACAGCCCAAGCAGAGGCUGUGAUAAUCCAGCUAGGGAAUUGUACAGUCCUGUGUCAUCCUCACACAAACCUUUUGUUCAGUAAAAAAUGAAUGUUUCUGUUCAAGUGCAAAGUCCUCCUGUGAAGUUCUCCGUGUGGUUCUCAGACACCUUAGAGGAAUAGCAUAGGGAGGUGCUAUGCUGUUCACAUAGUGAGGUGGUUUUCUCUCUAGUAGCAAAGAGACAUUUUGUUUCUGUAGUUAAUGGUUGUUGUUGACCCAAUGUGUAUCAAAGUCCAAGUACUUAAGCCAACAGUUUGUGUUACAUGCAAAACUCUUGAGGUGGGGACCACAGACUGGUUUUUAAGACAAUGAGUACAAUCAGCACCUUAUCAGAAAGUUAAAAUUAGCUGAAGUGGCCCAGCUGUGAAGUGCUUUGGUCGUGUUGUAACUCUUCACAAGUGUUGAUGGAGUUCCCAGUCAACAGCAAGGCUGCCAGUGUCUCCUGAGCAGCUGCUGUGGGGCUGGAGAGCUGAAGGCCAGGCAACAGCUUCUUUCAAGAACACAUUUGCUCUCCUGAUAAGCCACUUUUACUUUGUGAUACUAUUUUGAAGGCAGAAGAAGACAUCAGAAACUUGAAUUUAUUUUAAGUGGCAUCGUAGGUGUGUCCAGGCCACAGGAACUGUUUCCAGAUGUGAGCCUGGCUGGGCAGGCAGCAGCACUGUGCCCAGGAGCCCUCAUCCAUCACAUCAUGCACUUUGACGCUCCCUGCUCUGAUGAAGCAUGUUAAUUGGCCUCUACUGAUAAGGCCAGUUAGUGAAGAGAAGGGAAAACCUCCUGUUUCCUCUGUCUUGAGAGAACUGAAGUGAGGGAGGGAUGGGCAGUACUGCUCUGUAAAGAAUUAAACUCCAUGCCAGCAGAGGUCUGUGUUCAGCCCUGGAAGAGUGGCACUUGCAGACUGAGCAACUCUUAUGUGUGCAUCGGGUCGUGGUGCUUUCUCCUUGGAAAUCCAUCCUCGUUGCUGAUGGGGCCCGAGCUCUGCUGCCCACACAUCACCAGAGCAGGGACCAAGAUUUCUUUUUGGACAUAGCACUGAGAGAGUUCAUGGCCAACAGCCUGAGCCCUGGGCACCCAGCUGUGCUGCCUCUGCCUGCUCUCUGUCAUGAAUUUCAGAGUAUUCAUAGCUGAGAUGAGUGUGCAUGUUACCUGGGGUGAUGUUAUUCUUCAGGUGCGUGGUGGUGUGCUGCUGACUUCGUUUCCUACCCCCUCGUUGGAAUUGCUGCCCUAUGUCAAUGGUAUUUUUGUCACUGUGCAGAAUCUUGAAUUAUAUUAAAAUGUGUUUGUGGAGGCUGC